Molecule: messenger RNA, 6782 nt
Organism: Acanthaster planci (crown-of-thorns starfish)
Lineage: Eukaryota; Metazoa; Echinodermata; Asteroidea; Valvatida; Acanthasteridae
Product: sorting nexin-25-like
Cellular component (GO): intracellular membrane-bounded organelle
Molecular function (GO): phosphatidylinositol binding
Source: RefSeq, a predicted model, not a curated record
GAAUUGACUCAGCCCCUCUAAUUUUUGUAAUUUCUAACUGGUGUUCUUUUAUGAAGAGUAUGAUGUCCUUACUCUUGAUGACGUGCAAUCUCUUUGUUGAGAUCAGAAGUAACAGAGCUUCCCCAACUUGCAUGUAAUUUGCUUAUUGAUCGGGAUGUCACCUCAGUGUAAAAGACACUAUUGUGUGGCGUAUUACUUUCAAUUACAUGUACUGCCCUCCAUGGCUGUUCGUUUGUUUACAUUGUAAAGGGGGCUGUUCUGUACUUAACUCUCAGCUCCCGUUAAUUGUUUCAAGCAGCCUUAGACUGGACAUAACGAGGACGGGCAGUUGCCUUUCAGUUUAUGAGAUUUCAUUAGUCCCUCUGCACUUUGACUUUUGCCUCGUAGUUUGCUUGGCUUGGCACACCAUGCAGUGGGCCCUUACACACCAUGCAGUUCUGCACAUAUGCCAACUGUGUGUUGGUGUACAUAUUCAAUGAAGCUUAGAGUUCAUCAAGGCAAAAAUUUCCUUGAUGUGCAUGGCAGCAUGGGACAGCUACAUGUAGAGUUGUGGAAACUUUGCAGUCCCUUUUCCACAUUUACUGCCAACAGUCACAUCAUGAUUCCCUGUUCUUUUGUGGUCAAACUGGCAGGUACUGGUAUGAUACUUACAUACAUUAUUACCACACACUGUACUGUUGCACUCACUACUUUCAGGGUGUGCAUGUACAAAUCUGAAACGUAAACUUGCAUAUUUAAUAUACACAUGUGUGCACUGAGGCAUAAAGCUCUAAAGUUAGAAACCAGUUGCCGCAAAAUGUGCACAACAUGCGGUAGUCAUAUUGAGGGCAGCCAGCAUUGCAGCUACACUGUGUAUACUGAUAUGUGUUGAGCGGAUGUUGGUAUAAGUUGCCUCUGAAAAGUUUGGUUUCCCUUCGUAUUUCAACCUAAUUCUUACAGUAGAGGAAGUCCAACAUAUUCUUCUUUGAUGGGUAGCUGUUUGAAACGGCUUUGCUGAGAGAGUGGGCUAGUCCGUAGGGGAAGAGUUGGUGUUGGACAGCUUGUCAGCAUGGGCUAUGUCAAUGUGUACACCAUGGGGGGCCUGGUGGCCUUUUUGGCCAUCUCCUACCAGCUGGGCUUUGUCCAGGUCAGCAACCUGACUUCGGUGCUGGUGUACCUGGGAGUUACGGUGGUGGGGUUCCUGAUGGGGUUCAUCAUGGUGAUGUUCUCGGGCAAGAAGCGGAAGACAUCCGUGCUGGCCAGCCCCUCGCCUGCUGCCAACAUCCUGGUGACAAAAGUCAUGGAAGUGUUAUCACGCAGGCAGCGUAGGCCAAGGGGAACGGUAAUCUCACGUAACCUGGACAAAGCAGUCAAGGAGGUUUUUGACAUGGUCGUGAAGGAUUUUGUGAUGAGUUGGUACAGCAAUCUGGGGCAGGAUACCAGCGAGUUCACAGCUGCUCUAGAAGAGGACAUGUGGGAGUUUUUGGAAAACCUUUCAAAAAGAUUAAAGAAUAUAGAUGAGGUACGGUUCUUCACAAGCGAUGUUGUUUAUAAAUUCUGUGAUCACUUUGCUGAGCUGAGAGAGACCACUGUCAAAGAUGCCCCCAACCCCAAGCCUUUCCUCCUCCACCCUUGCCUGAUCAACGAGGAGGCCGAGAGGGAGUUCCUGAGGGAGACAGUGGAGGUGAUGCUGGUCCUCAUGCUGCCGGCCGGCAUCGCUAACUCAGACACCGCCCGCCACCUGCUACGAGAGAUCAUCACCUGCGGAGCUCUGAAACCUGUGGUGGACCUGGUCUGUGACCCGUACUUUGUCAACAGCAUGCUGGUGUCGUUCUUGGAGCAUCGUCAGACACUGGCCGAGAACCACAAGCGCAAGUACGCUUACGCUGCAUCCUAUGAGGAAUUCAUCAAACUGAUCAACAUGUGCAGUGACAUACAGGAACUGCAGCAGAUCAGGUACCACAUCAUCACUGAAAUAAUGCAUGCCACCAUGAUCCAAGACUUGAAGAAGGCUAGGGGUCCAGAGGCAGACAAGUCGGCCAAGAGCAGCGGCAAGGCCAACCUGCUCCGAGUCCGCAACCUCAAGAGAUACAUCAACCAGUGCAAAGUUGCCAAAGUCCAGUGCGAGCGACGCCUGGCUCUCCUUGGGGGACCGGAGUACCAGGCAUACAGUCACUCCACACACUCUAAACCGCUGCACGAUCUGAGGCCACAGAGGGUGCUGACGCUGGACGAGAUCCUGUCGGACAAGGUGGCUAGAGCCUACCUGACCAACUUCCUGAAGAAGGAAGGCAAAGAUGACUUGCUCAACUUUUGGUUGGCAGUGGAGCAAAUGAGGGAGAGUAAGAAGCCCAAGGACCAGCACAUGUAUGCCAAUGAGAUAUACCAGACCUACCUGGCUACAGCCAGUGCAGUAAAGGUGGACAGAGGUCACAUCAAGGGCAUGACUGACUUCCUGGCAGCCAACAGGGGUCCAGAGUCAUUCCACAGUGCCCAGCACCAAAUCUACCAGGAGCUGGAUGAGACCUACUACCCUUCCUUCCUGGUAAGUGACAGCUACACCAAGCUGAUGGCAGCGCUGGGCGAUCCCAACGAGAAGGGAACCGGGGAAGAUCUCAGCCCGGAAGUCCUGGAAAAGAAGGGAUUCAACACAAAGGUGAAGCCCCCUCAAGAGGAACUACAGACGGCCGAGACCAGCUUCGCAGAGCAGACCAUGUCAGUCAUGACCAAACUCCAGCAAGUGGAGGAGAGACUGAGCAACAAGCUGCAGGCGCUGAGUAACCUCAAGAGCGCUCACAGUGCUGACUCAAAGAUGCAGCAAAUGCUGGAAAAAGAAACUGAGCAACUCAAACUGGAGAAGAGUACCUUGGAGACCUACAUCGAGAGGACAGACCUGUGGAGUGAUCACAUUGGCAAGUGGCGAGCAGAUAUAUGCGCAGCACAGAUCUUGGAGGAAAGUGACAAGGUGGUCCCUUAUUAUGUGAUAGUGGUACAUCCCACUGACCCGGCCAUAUCAAUACCAGGAUGGGUAAUCUCACGUCGCUUGGGGGAUUUUCAUGCCCUGCAGCAUAGAUUAAAAGAGUGCAGUAAAUGGGUUGGUAAGAUGGAACUGCCACAAUUCAGCAGGAGACCCUUCAAGAUGAUUCAGCACCAGGACUUCUUGAACAGCUCCCAAGAUAUGCUGCAGAAAUAUCUUUCGUCGGUACUCCAAGAUGAAACACUUAGACACAGUGAGGUUUUAUACACCUUCCUGGUACCCACUCCUGAGUGCUUGAAAGCAACAGUCAAAGAAGAGAAGAAAGAGAAGAAGAGCAUGUUCUCCAUCGCGGGCAUCUUCAAGUCGACGGCCGGGGACCAGGAUGAGGAGCGAGGCGGGGAGGAGGCAGAGGGAGAGGAGGAGAGUAGUACUCAAGACAGAUGGGACUCCACAGCCGAGCCCAUUUAUGCUUUGAUCAGCGAGAUCUUUGAGCUGCGUGGGAUGUUCAAAUGGCUACGCAAGAAACUCAUAUUCUUUGUGCAGUCAACUUUUGGUGGCACCAUCAACAAGCAGUUGAGAGAGACCGUGGAGUGGAUUGUGUCAGAACCAAUGAUCAUCUACUACAUACGCACUCUUCAAGAGACCAUCUGGCCCAAGGGCAAGCUGGCACCUGCCCAGCCGUUGCCCAGCAAGGAGGAAUGCGACAAGAUGAAGAAGAAAGCCCGGGAAAAAUUCCUACAGUAUGUCCCAGAUUUUCUGCAGUCCCUCCUCGGGAAGACCAACAGCCGUCUGGGUGCCAUCAAGGUGUUUGAAGCCUUCCAAGACACAAGAACAAACAAGCAUCUGUUGUAUAAUCUCAUUGAGUUGCUGCUGAUUGAGGUCUGCCCGGAGCUAAAAGACCCAAGGCUACUUGAGCAUCUGGAGGAGGAAGAGAGAAAACUCCAAGAGAAGAAGAUGAAAGAAGGGGAGGCAGUUGCCAAGCAACAGAGGGAGGAGGAUAAUGAGGAGGAAGAAGAUGAAAAGACCGACAAAUUGCAGGAGGCAGGGACAAGAAAUGAAAAAGACCGGGAGGAAGAGAGGGGAAUCAUGGGGGAUGAGGUUGAAGAGGAUGAAGAUGAUGUGGCUGAUGGGGAUGAUAAUGAUGAGAAUGACAAUGAUGAUGAUAAUGGAGCCACAGAUGAUGGCAGGGAAGAUGACUUGGACGACAUUGGAGUGAAUCCACAAGAGGACGGUAGCCCAGGUGGUACUAGGACUGAAGCGGUUGGCCAGGAAACGCUGACAGUGGAAGACUUGGGUACCAGAGAUGAUGACAUUGAUGGAGUAGACCAGUAACAUGUGCAGCGGAAAUAUAUGAUUAAUUUUACUGAAUCAACAAACAAAUAAAUCCAAUAUCGAGAGUGGCAUAUUCAGAUGAUAACCAGGUUGCCAUGUAGUGACAGGUAUUUGCCAAAGUGUUUAUGCAAUUCUUUCAUAUGCAUGUAAUGCAUUCUUCUGACUAUGCACACUGACUUUUGAGGAGACACUGAAUUGUACUUGUAGUUUUGUAAUAGUGCUGAUACAGAGGCUGUAGAUGCAUGAAUUGGGAUAGUCAGGUUUGAAGUUACCUCGUUGCUUUCCUUCGCAUGUCACAACUCUGUUGCCAAUUCCAGGUGCGUUUGUUGAUUGCUUAAGUGGCCAAGAAGCCUGCUCUAGUUUGCAGAAGGUUGUGGGUUCGAGUCCUGGUUGAAUAAACCUUUAAAGGCUUCCCUGUAAAGCUCUGGUUAAAGCCCUGAGCAUGGCGUGCUCAGAACAUUGUGCUGGUGGUGGGCAAAAUCUUGGGUUGAAGUGCUGCGCAAGUCUGUUAGCUUGUCUUCUGAACCUAUUGCUUGCUUAACCUACCUUAGAGGACUGGUGAUAUCAUUUGCAAUUUAGUUUUUGUGGAUUGAUUCUGUGGAUCUUAAAAAACCAGUACAGUGUAGUUUACCACAGGUCAGGAUGCCCUAGCUUCAGAGGUGCAUUGCACACAUUACCUUAGGCCCUAUUGGAAUUCUUCCUGUACCAUUCCUUAGGUUUUUUUCUAAAUGUCUUGGAUGUAUCAAGGGCUUCUUGUUCUUAAGUCAAUGAGCACGGCCUGAGUUUUGAAAAUUGUGGAUAAGCUCAAAGAAUUUAUCACUAAUAAUUUAAUCACAUGUACCUGGUAGGGGCGAUUAUAACCACUGCUAAGCGAAUUAGACAACUUGCAGGAGCUUCAGAGGGAGGACUGGGGGGCAUGACACUCUCCUAGCUAGUGAUUGUUCUCAUCAUUAGUACAGCAGUCUUGUCAGCAAAUCAUGUGUCUGAAGGUUAGGGCUGUGACUGCAGAAGUCAUUGGCAUGAGGUCCCAGUCACUCCCCUCACAGCCUACUGCACACCGCAAUUGAGGGGUCAACCUGGGAAUGAGAACUCCUUGUCACACUUUUUCGCUUCACGGGGGUUGGGAAAACAUUUUCACACCUUUUCACACAAGUGGAAAAACAUUCUCACACCUUGUGAAAUGUGAAUUUAAUGAGGAACUCUUGUCACAUAACAUUCCUAUCCCAUUCACAAGUGUUAACUUUCAAUUACGCUGCACAGUAUGUUGGCAGGAAAAAACUUGCAUGAACAGCCCUAUCUGCACCGAGUAUGUCCAGUCAACCCCUGUGUCCACGUUGAAUAGUGCCCUCUGCUUGCAUAUAAUGUCAAAAGCCUAUCCUCUCUGCAUUGCUUUUCAAAUCUCCAGCAGGCGAUGAAGUUUUUAAGAGAAAAGUUCCUACAUGUACCUUUGUUACUGUACAUCUAGAUCCACCUGUUUGUUUAUUGCCCUCCAAAGGCCAGUAGGGCUCACAGGUCAGAAUGCUGCUUUAACCAGUCUAACUCAGAACCACCCAAAUAUUGAUGUAGCAAAGAGCUUGCUUGGUUAGUACUUUAUUUUGUUCUCUUCUUACUGCGUGUUUGUCCAUUGAAAUUUGUGGUGAAAGGCUGACUUUCUGUUUGUUUUUUCUUCUUAGUAAGAUAUUAGCAUCAUUCUUUCUUAACUGAGUUGAUAUUUAAAACUACCUACAAAACAGAAAAUUUCAAUCUAUAUUUUUGUAGGUUUUGUACAUUUGUAUCAACAGAUCCAGAGUGGGAACCAGUAUAUUUUGAAUCAUAUGACCUAUCUGGAGCAUUUGUAUAUACUUCUGGUGGCAACUGAAUAGAAUUUUUGUAAUUUAAUCCCAGAUUCUUUCUUCCAGCACUGUUGUACUUUUUGCGAAAGUUUUGUCAUGUUGAAUACUGUUUUGACAAGUGUUUAUGUGCAUCACCAUCAUUAAAUACAGUUGUACUAACUUUAAUGCGGUCAUUAACAGGAUGACCCCCAAUAAAUCUCAAAGCACAAAUCAAGUAGCCCCUGUGGUUUUGCGGUCAGAUGACAGAACCGACCAGAGCAAGGGCAGUGCAUGUAGACCUGCCCCAUGCCAUAAAGUAAGUGGUGACUCAAGUGAGUUAACCAAUGAAAACAUAGGUGCUUCUCAUUCAUAUGCAGUGGUUUUAUAAAUCUCCAAUAAUCAAUGCUGAUUGGUCAGUCUCAAAGCAACAUCAGUUUGAGAGGAUUCUAUGCAUAUGAUACUUUGUCCAUUCAUCGUGUGUGUUAUUUAGUUGCUCAUACCCCACCAGUAUUUGUCUCUUGGUCUGCCUAGAUACAAAACCCAUAGCUUUAGUCAAAUUUGGAAUCACCAUCCAAUUUGGUGUAUUGGUGUCGAAAAUUGAACCAACACAUGGAUUAUCUGCAGGUGUGCAAUGGUACGAUUUUUGGAAAUAAAAUUGAAACAUCAGUCCACGUUUCAUCAGU